Molecule: messenger RNA, 4028 nt
Organism: Phyllostomus discolor (pale spear-nosed bat)
Lineage: Eukaryota; Metazoa; Chordata; Mammalia; Chiroptera; Phyllostomidae
Gene: ETV5
Product: ETS variant transcription factor 5
Biological process (GO): regulation of transcription by RNA polymerase II; cell differentiation
Cellular component (GO): nucleus
Molecular function (GO): sequence-specific DNA binding; DNA-binding transcription factor activity, RNA polymerase II-specific
Source: RefSeq, a predicted model, not a curated record
GGCCCGGUGCGCGCGUGCGUGAGCGCGCCUGCGCCCGGGGCCGCUGCAAGCAGGGGAGAGCCGCCGCCUCAGGAGGACCCUUUACCCCCCAGAAAUUACUCAAUGCUGAAACCUUUCAAAGUGGUAUUAGAGACGUUGGAAGCACCAUGGAUGGGUUUUAUGACCAGCAAGUCCCUUUUAUGGUCCCAGGGAAAUCUAGAUCCGAGGAAUGUAGAGGGCGGCCUGUGAUUGACAGAAAGAGGAAGUUUUUGGACACAGAUCUGGCUCACGAUUCUGAAGAGUUGUUUCAGGAUCUCAGUCAACUUCAAGAGGCUUGGUUAGCUGAAGCACAAGUUCCUGAUGAUGAACAGUUUGUCCCAGAUUUUCAGUCUGAUAACUUGGUGCUUCAUGCCCCACCGCCAACCAAGAUCAAGCGGGAGCUGCACAGCCCCUCCUCCGAGCUGUCAUCCUGUAGCCACGAGCAGGCCCUCGGUGCUAACUAUGGAGAAAAGUGCCUCUACAACUAUUGUGCCUAUGAUAGGAAGCCUCCCUCUGGGUUCAAGCCAUUAACCCCUCCUACCACCCCCCUGUCACCCACCCAUCAGAAUUCCCUAUUUCCCCCACCUCAGGCAACUCUGCCCACCUCCGUGCACCCUGCUGCAGCUGGCCCAGUGCAAGGUGUGGGCCCCGCCCCCACCCCUCAUUCGCUUCCAGACCCCGGACCACAGCCGCAAACUUUUGCGGUCCCCCGGCCACCACAUCAGCCCCUGCAGAUGCCAAAGAUGAUGCCUGAAAACCAGUAUCCUUCGGAACAGAGAUUUCAGAGACAACUGUCUGAACCCUGCCACCCCUUCCCUCCUCAGUCAGGAGUUCCUGGAGAUAACCGCCCCAGUUACCACCGGCAAAUGUCAGAACCGAUUGUCCCUGCUGCUCCCCCACCCCCUCAGGGAUUCAAACAGGAAUACCAUGACCCACUCUAUGAACAUGGGGUCCCAGGCAUGCCAGGGCCCCCAGCACAUGGGUUUCAGUCACCAAUGGGAAUCAAGCAGGAGCCCCGGGAUUACUGCGUUGAUUUCAGUGUAUGUGUCUGUAUUUCUCUUUCAGAAGUGCCUAACUGCCAGUCGUCCUACAUGAGGGGGUAUUUCUCCAGCAGCCAUGAAAGCUUUUCAUAUGAAAAAGAUCCCCGGUUGUACUUUGAUGACACUUGUGUCGUUCCUGAGAGACUGGAAGGCAAAGUCAAACAAGAGCCCACCAUGUAUCGCGAGGGGCCCCCUUACCAGAGGCGAGGCUCCCUUCAGCUGUGGCAGUUCCUGGUCACCCUUCUUGAUGACCCAGCCAAUGCCCACUUCAUUGCCUGGACCGGCCGAGGCAUGGAGUUCAAGCUGAUAGAACCUGAGGAGGUUGCUCGGCGCUGGGGCAUCCAGAAGAACCGGCCAGCCAUGAACUACGACAAGCUCAGCCGUUCGCUACGCUAUUACUAUGAAAAGGGCAUCAUGCAGAAGGUGGCCGGGGAGCGAUACGUCUACAAAUUCGUCUGUGACCCGGAUGCCCUUUUCUCCAUGGCCUUCCCGGACAACCAGCGUCCGUUCCUGAAAGCAGAGUCCGAGUGCCACCUCAACGAGGAGGACACCCUGCCACUGACCCACUUUGAAGACAGUCCUGCUUACCUCCUGGACACGGAUCGCUGCAGCAGCCUGCCCUAUGCUGAAGGCUUUGCUUACUAAGUUUCCAAGUGGCUGAGCGUCCAAACCCUAGAGCUAGCAGUUCCCAUUCAGGCAAAUGAGGGCAGUGGUUUUGUUUGUGUUUUUGGCUGUUUUUAAAGCUUGCCCUUUGAGUAUUAUCUGGAGAACUCAAGCUGUCUCUGGAUUGGCACCCUUAAAGACAGAUACCUUGGCUGGGGAGUGGGAACGGGGAGGGGCAGAAAAACCACCAAACGGCUGGUGCCUCAGCUCUGAUCCUGACAAGGUUUCUGGGGAGAGACUGCAGUGGAGCCUCCUUCCCAUGGACUAUUUGUGCAAAGCAAUACCUUGUUCGGGUUAGUACCCACAAACCAGGACCGAGUGUGCGACAAUCUGCAUUGAUCGUGGACUGCAAAAUGCCUUGACAUAGAAGGGCUCUGAUUUGCACAAUUUGUUGAAAAAGAAAUCACCAACCCAUAGGACAGUAGGUAGGCCAAGUUGGGAAGGCUCAAACCAUGAAGGGUUAAAAAUGUAUCUUAAAAUUCAGAGAGCUUGUCCAGCUCAAUCUGAAAUGCUUCCCCUUGGUCUAGAAAGAAGGGGGAGGGUCAGAACAGCUGUUCCCCACUCCAUGGUUCUCAAAUGAGAAACCAUUGCUACUCUUGGGAACCUUCUGGCCAUGUGUCACCAAGUAGAACAAGCCCCUUUUCCCUCCCAGUCACAUGGCUGUGUGUGGAUGGCUUUAAUUUUAGGAGGAGGCUGAUUAACACUUUUGACAGUAUUUUGUUUUGCUUUGAUUCGGGGGAUUGUUUUUGCUUUGGUGGUUGUUUUGGAAAAACAGUUUAUAAACUGAUUUUUGUAGUUUUGGUAUUUAAAGUGAAAAAAAUAAACCUUUUGGUAACUGCACUGCGUCCCUUAGACGGGGUAGUGCUGAUUUAUGAAGACGCUGCAGCUUGAAAGGGGCUUGGUGGCGCUUCCCCUUAGCCGUCUACAAGCCCACCUAUUGCCUGCUUUGUGCUUUCUGCACCAGACAGCCUGACCGAACAUUUGCACCUGAGUUGUACAUUUUUGAGGUGUGUGGGGCAGCCUAGACACACCGCUCAGAUUCAGAUUCUAUGUGUAUAGUUCCCCAUGGUCCUUAAUACUCCCUCCCUGGAAAGAAAUGUACAUAAUACAUGUCAUGUCCAUUUGAAACCUGGUCACCCGGUGGGAACCCUGGGGAUUCUUCCCUGGUUAUGACUGAUGACAAUUUGCAUUUCAUCAGUUUGUUUUGUUUUCCUUUUCCUUUAAUUCUUGGACUUGAAACCCUGCAUAUGAUUCAAUAGGGUUUGAGACUUAACAUGUGACACUGACAGGUAAAACAAUGCUAGCAUUUUAGUUUCCUGCCACCUUAAAAAAAAAAAAAAAAAACCACAAAACAACAGAAAAAGCUUAUCUAAUUGCUGUAUUAUAUUGAAGAAGUUUUAAACAACCCAGCUAAAGCUAUGUGAAAGUCAAGCUCAAAGUAGAGGAAAAGUUCCUUGUAACGUGGUAGUCCCUUGCUGCCUGCUCUGUCGACAGCAUCCCGUGCUCCCUGCGACACCCAGCACAUGAGGAAUGGCUGUGCCGCUCUCCACGCGUGAAGGACAUUGCUGGCUUGGUGAGGGCACGGCAUGUGCUUUGAAUUGCUUUUCUGUCGAUGGAGCAUUCCAUAGUUCCAAAUGGUGCCCCUUCUGACCAGCAGCACAUUUGGGAAGAGGUUCCCUGCAUAUGGGGAGUAUUUUAUAGCUAUGGAAACAAAAGUUUUCCUCUGUUGGAAGCUAAUUAGCCCACAAAGGUGUUGAACCUGUAGCUUGGGCCUUAAUUAGCAUUGUACUCGAAUCAAAGGACUUUUUUUCAAACCAUAUUUAUAGCUUUCUAACCUACGUAUAGUCUAUGCAUAGAUGCAUAUUUUAUCCCCAGCUGGCUAGAGACUUAUUUGUUGUAAAUGCUGUAUAGGAUUUGUUUUUCCUUUCUUUACUUACCCUGGUUUGGGUUUUUGAGUUUGGUUUUUUCUUUUUAAUGGAUUUACGCUACAUUACCAAGAAUGAAAAUAACCCGCGUAGCCUGAGCUCCCCCUCCCUGCUGAAACUACUUGGCCUGUGCUGUCACGGGACGUAGGAUGGAGGCGUCACCGCUGCAUUCCCAUCGGACUCACGCACCCCCUGGAUGGUUUUAUUUUCGUGUGUUUGUUUUGUUUUGCUUCUUUUCCAGAGUGUGGAAAGUCAACAGUGCAGAAAGGCUUUCACCUUCCGGUUGGUCCGAAAUACUUCACCCUGCGCAGGGCCGUGUGCAUCCUGCCAAGCUGCGUUAUAUUCUGUACUGUGUACAAUAAAGAAGUUUGCUUUCAGUUUA